Messenger RNA from Solanum stenotomum, 1794 nucleotides. RefSeq lists its product as uncharacterized. The transcript has 12 exons. The record is from RefSeq and is a predicted model, not a curated record. Lineage: Eukaryota; Viridiplantae; Streptophyta; Magnoliopsida; Solanales; Solanaceae. The coding region runs from base 1 to 1656 and encodes 551 amino acids.
AUGGUGGAACAUGAUACCCUGUUGUAUAUGGUGGACUAUUUGGAGAGAAAGAAACAAGAGGUGUAUGGAAAAUACUGCAGAAUCAGUACAAAAGUUCAAAUGGCGUUGUAUGAAGACCUUCUGUUUGGUGUAAUGAGGAGGAGUUCUUGUGUUAAAUUAGGUCAUGUAAGAGCUUUUGAGCUAACGUCUUCUGUAAAUUCAAUACAGCUUCUACAAAUGAUUGAUGAUGGACAAGCUGUAGAUAUAAGGGGUUUAUCUGAAAAAUUGUUGGUCAAGCGUCUGCGAAAACUGUUCCUCUCCUUAAACCUUAAGGAAACAGGUGAUCAUGUUUUUCUAUUACCAUUAAAAGCAUUUCCUACUUUGGAGACUGUAGGACCCUUAAUCCGUUCUCAAAUGCAACUUCGAAGUCAAGAGUUGCAUCGAAAUGAUGAGCAGUCCAAGCCAUUGGAUUCGGUAGUUGGACAGGAACAUUGUAAUGCCAAUUUGAGUUUGCCAAAUGAAGUGGCUAGUGGUCAUAAUGCCAAUUUGAGUUUGCCAAGCGAUAAUGCUACCGCUUACGAUGCUAAUUUAAGCUUGCCUGCCGAAGAAGAUACUGGCCCAAAAAAGAGGGUGAUUGGCCCUGCAAUGCCUUCUGCAGAACUACUUGCUGCCGCAGCUAAGUUAACUGAAGCACAAGCGGAGCUGAGGGAUGUUGAGCUGGAAGAAGAUACUGAAUUGUUUAUAGGACCCCCACCUCCUGCUUUGGUGACUGAGGUAGAAUCAGCAAACGAGGCCGAACGUUUUGAAGAGGUUACAAGAAUCAUGGGAGCAGAUGCAGACAACUCAUAUGAUGUUUUGGGUGCGAACAGAAAUAUGUUGAGUGAUAACAUGAAGAAAAGGUACUGGAAGUUGUCUCUUAUGGUGCAUCCUGAUAAGUGCACGCAUCCUGAAGCUCACCAAGCGUUCAUCAAGCUGAACAAAGCCUUUAAAGAUUUGCAAGAUCCAGAUAAAAGGAAAGUGUUGGAUGAGAAAAUAAAGCACAAGGAAGAACAAGAGGAAAUGAAGGCAGAAUUACAAGCUAUGCGUGAAGCUGCCCAAUGGAGACGUUUGCAAGGUAUCUCCAUGGAAGGUGAUGAUCUGUUGUUAGCAGAGAUGGAGGUCAAAGUUGCACCAAAAAGAGAUGAAUGGAUGACUACACUGCCUCCUGAAAGAAAAGCUGGCGUUGUAAGCAUGCACUCAAAGACUAGCUUUAGCAAAAGCUCGAAAGAAGGCCGUGGUGAUACUAGUGCCUGGACAGACACCCCAUCAGAUCGAGCUCAGAAAGCCAAAAUGAAUUAUCUGGAGGCUUUCAACGAGGCUUCGGCACUUGCUUCUAAAGAGCUGCAAGAAAAGAGUAGAUCAAGUGUCGAUGCUGAACUGGUGGAACAGUAUAAUAAAUCGAGAAGAUCAAAAUCUAUGGUAGAAAAGCAUCAAGAGACCGUUCGUACCAAGUCAAAGAAAAAAUCAAAGCAGGAAUCAACCAAAGAAGAAUGGCAAGGAAAUCAUCCAUGGAAACCUUGGGAUCGUGAGAAGGAUUUGACAGCGGGAAGGCAAAAUGUUAAGCUUGAUGCUGCGGACAUGUCUCAGGGUCUCACUUCCAGGUUUUCUUCUGGAUCCUUUCAAAGGAAUUUCCUUUAGAAGAGUUGUUGUCAUCUUCGAUGUUUUAAUUUGUAUUGGCCCUUAAUAUAUAUAUAUUAAGAUAUCCUGAGCAUGAUCCAUCAAUUUAUCUUGUAGAGAUGUAUGUGUAACCAUCGAGCUGCAGAAUAAAAUUGCUUU